CGCAGUUCUCAGAUCGGCUGUUCCUGCACGUUACCACGCAGCAGCGUCUUACCAUUUCUCACUUGAAAUUUGUAUUUUUUUUUUUUCGUAUAUGCUAUUAAAGUGCAAUAAAUAACGCGUGUUUCUUUAUUUAUAGAAGCUGCUGCUGAAAUUCACGAGAUCAUACUUGGAGCGCGUUCGCGGUCCGACUGCAGCACCUGAUGCGGAUAGCUGAAAGCUUCAGCGGCACACAUGUCGUGGAGGGGAGUGAGAGAGGGAUCUAAAAAAGGAAAAGCGUCGUGACGUAGUUGCCGCCCCGAGACGCAAGAAUUUUAAAUUUGUUAUAAUCGAGAGAGGCGAUAUGUUUACGGAUAUUUUUAUUGUGCACUCAAAUAAUUGCUGAUGCACGAUGACCAUCAAUAUAGGUAUAAUGAAACUAUAUCUAUAGCUAUAGUGCAGAAAAUAUAUAUAUAAUAUUCUCUCCCGGCGCAAGUGCGCAGUCAUAACCUCAAAGACGAAUCAGUGGUUCCAUAAACGUAUGCAGUAAGACGGUCUUGCGAUUUAUUACUAAAAAUGGCAAGUUUAUCCGUACUUAAGCGAGCAUCUGCUUUGCUUCUUUCCAAGGCGAGACCGAUUCAGCUCGCAAGUAGGACUGCAGCCACACAACCGUCCAAAGGUCAACUUGUCGAAGUUUCGCAUAACGAAAAGAAUGGAAUCACAACCGUAUCUAUGUCAAGAGCUCCAGUUAACAGUUUGAAUUUAGAACUAAUUACAGAAUUAAGAAAAACACUUGAAACUGCAGUUGACAAUAACAGUAAGGGAAUCAUUCUUACAUCAACACUCCCUACUGUAUUUUCAGCUGGUUUAGACAUUAUGGAAAUGUACAAACCAGACAUAAAGAGAUGCACUGAAUUUUGGCAUUCCAUUCAAGACUUAUACUUGACUUUGUACGGCAUGGGUAUACCAACAGCUGCAGCUAUUAAUGGUGCUAGUCCAGCUGGUGGUUGCUUACUUUCACUUACAUGCGAAUAUAGAGUUAUGGUGCAGGGAGAACAUACCAUAGGUCUUAAUGAGACUAAGUUGGGAAUUGUUGCUCCUAAAUGGUUUCAAGAUCCUUUCAUCCAAGUGAUUGGGUACAGACAGGCUGAGCUUGCUCUUUUAAGAGGGACUCUCUUCAAACCACAAGAAGCCUUAAAUAUUGGAUUGGUGGAUGAACUAGCUUCUGACAAAAGUGAUGCCAUUAGCAAGUGUGAAAAAUAUAUCACUGGCUUUGCUAGAAUUUCUGGUGAAGCUCGAGAAGCAACAAAGUUGAGCAUGAGAAAGGAAACACUUGCUUGGUUGGAAGGAAACCGCGAGUGGGACAUGCAGCUUUUCUUGAAUUACGUGCAAAUGCCUCAGGUCCAGAAGGGUCUUGAUAUGUAUGUGCAGUCGUUGAAGAAGAAAGCAAAGUAGAUGGAACAAGAUGAACCAAACUGCUUUUCAUAUUUUUAUAUCAGUAAAAGAUUUAUAUAUGCUCUGAGUAUAGAUAGCCAGAGUUUUAAUACUCAGUAAUAUUCAAGAUUGCUCAGACGAAUUUUUAAAUAAUGCAAGCAUUUAUGGUAUUAGAUCGCUAGGAAAUGUAUAUUUUUUACGAUUUGUUAAAAUAUAAAAUUUGACAUCAAAACAGCAA
Molecule: messenger RNA, 1648 nt
Organism: Nasonia vitripennis (jewel wasp)
Lineage: Eukaryota; Metazoa; Arthropoda; Insecta; Hymenoptera; Pteromalidae
Product: enoyl-CoA delta isomerase 1, mitochondrial
Exons: 7
Coding region: 553-1431 (292 amino acids)
Biological process (GO): fatty acid beta-oxidation
Cellular component (GO): mitochondrion
Molecular function (GO): enoyl-CoA hydratase activity
Source: RefSeq, a predicted model, not a curated record